CGGGUGUGAUUGUCACAAUUUUUACAAAAAUUUCAAUCGAUCAUAGUUUUACAAUUUUACAACAAUAAUAAAACUGCUUUUAUAUAUGAAAGACACGUUUGCAACGUAAAACGACUAUUUUAACUGCUCGUCACUCUGUUUGUGAAGGUUGUGAGGAAGAUGGCGUCGUUUACGGCGCAGGCAGCUCUACGUUCACGAUGGAGCUCUCUUAUAGAGUCGACGAGUGUGGAUGUACCGGGAGAAGUAACAGACGGAGUCCACUCCGUUGUUGGAUGGCUCAAACAGGCGUCGCUGGAGGUGCGUCAGGUGGGACGGCGCGCGGUGAGCCAGCUAUCCGGCCGUGGCAUGGACGAAGUUGUCAUACUCCACUUCAACGAUGUGUACAACAUCGAACCCACUACCAGUGCAGAGCCGGUGGGUGGUGCGCUACGGUUUAGCACAGCCGUCAAAUCGUUACAACACUUGAAUCCUCUGGUGCUAUUCAGCGGUGACGUGUUUUCACCGAGCAUGCUUAGCACAUUUACAAAGGGCGAGCAAAUGGUGCCCGUGUUAAAUGAAAUCGGAACACACUGUGCAGUAUUCGGCAAUCAUGAUUUUGAUUUCGGUCUGGACGUGCUGUCGGGUCUAGUGAGCAAAUGCAACUUCCCGUGGUUGAUGUCGAACGUGAUAGACAAUGAGACCGGUCGCCCCCUCGGCGACGGCAAGAUCACCCACGCUCUCAUCUGUAACGGUCACAAAAUCGGCCUCAUCGGGCUCGUAGAACAGGAAUGGCUGGACACUUUGGCUACGAUAAACCCAGAGGAAGUCACAUUCAUAGACUUCCUGCAGGCCGCAGACAAACUAGCUGGACAACUUAAGCAGGAGGGAUGCGAGUACGUCAUAGCUUUAACUCACAUGAGGACACCCAACGACAUAAAGUUGGCAGAAGGCACAACAGAAAUCGACCUAAUUUUAGGUGGCCAUGACCAUGUUUAUGAAGUUUUAGAGGUAAACAAGAAGUAUAUCAUAAAGAGCGGAACUGACUUUCGUCAAUUUAGUAAAAUAAUAAUAACCUUUGACAAAGACACUGGACCCAAAAUAGACAUUUCUGCAGUGGACGUGACAAGUUCGUUUGCGGAAGAUUUAGAACUUAAGGCCAAAGUGGAGCAGUAUUCUUCGAUGAUAGAGGGCAAGAUGGACGAAGUGCUCGGCAAAUUCUGCGUUCCUCUGGAAGGUCGAUUUUCCGUCAUCCGACGUCAGGAGUGUAACCUCGGCAACUGGGUAUGCGACGUGCUACUGGCGGCCACUAAUGCGGAUCUGUUGCUUCUCAACUCUGGCACUUUCCGCUCGGAUCAGGUGCAUCCAGCGGGUGAGUUCACACUUCGGGACCUCUGCGCCAUCAUCCCCAUGCGAGAUCCGCUGGUCGUGGUGGAGGCGUCUGGUGACGUGGUGCUGGCCGCCCUGGAGAAUUCCGUCAGCAAAUACCCCAGCCUCGAAGGACGAUUUCCUCAGGUGGCGGGCGUAUCGUUCGCUUUCGACCCGACGGCGCCGGUGGGGCGGCGCAUCGACGAGCGCGUCGUGAAGAUCGGCGACGAGUACCUGUCGCGCACGCAGACUUACCGGCUCGCCGUCAAGCGGUACCUGCACGCCGGCAACGACGGCUACACCAUGCUGCCGGGGUGCAAGCUACUGGUGCCGGAGGAUAUGUGUCCCGAAGUGGGCACCGCUAUACAGAACCACUUCGCGGCGAUCGCGGUGCGCACCGGCCGCGCGCGACCCAGCAAGCACCGCCAGUCGCUCGUCACGCUCAGUCGCAGGCACAGUCUAGUCAAGUCGUUGGACUGCGGAGAGCUGGACGGUCCGCCUCCGCUGCGCCGCGCGAACACAUCUGUUUCGCACGAUCCACCGCACCACAGGUUGACUCGACGUGCCUCCCUAGACGACCUCGAGCAAAGUGCUUGCGAGCUGGCCCCAAAAGUGGAGAACCGGAUUAUAGUGCUCGACAAGCCGGAGAAACUGCAUCAGUUGUUAGCUGAAAGGAAACGCUGGGAGUCGGAUUCCGUCAUCAAAGAAGUGGACGAUGAAAAUUCUCCGUAAUUUUGAAUACUUCGCGCAAUUUGUUUUGGCCUACUUUAUCAUUUUAAAAACGAGUAAAAUCACUGUUUGUCUUAGACCCUGAUUUUUUUAAAUGCUAAUAAUUCAGUAUUUUCUUUAUAUGUACUUCAGUUACCAAAAUUGCAGUAAUGUACGUACUGAAUUCGUAAGGCGUACGAGACUAUAAUACCUACAUACGUAGCGAUUUGAGAAAGGAUUAUUUUCUUAUUGAAUUAAAUGACAGAAUUUCUAAGUGAAUAAAGUUCGCAGAUUUGUCGCCAAGAAAUGUAUUUCUGCGAAAUAUUGUGUAACAAACACACUAGUUAAAAAAAAUACAAUGAGUGUCGAAAAACUGAAAACAUAAUAAUGUUUAAAAUUCGCAGUUUGAUGCUAAAAUAUCUUACGUUCGUAAACUGAUUAUUGUUACAAUUCACUUUCUACGUUGUUAUUUCAUAUAAUAUGAUCUUCCAAAUCUAUGUAUCGAUAUUCCAAAACUGUAAUAGUCUUCCUUAGAGAUGUAUCAAGUUAGUGAUCCAAGUUGUGAUCGAUUUGACUCGAAUUGUGCUGACACGAGUUUUAAUAAGAUCGAUUUCUUUGAUUAUAUUUAUCAUAUUGCAAUUGAAAAGGCCUCACAAGUCUUUCAGUUAACUUUAAAGGUUAUUUCAAAAAUGAUCUUACAAAAUACAUACUUGUCUGUAAUAAUCUUUGAGAUGUGUCGAACUGUAGAAUGUCAAAUUAGUACGAAUUACUAGACAUGAAUUGCAAGCA
This is a messenger RNA of Aricia agestis (brown argus), 2841 nucleotides long. RefSeq names its product snake venom 5'-nucleotidase. Gene Ontology annotation, biological process: nucleotide catabolic process. Gene Ontology annotation, molecular function: hydrolase activity. Bases 160 to 2076 code for a protein of 638 amino acids. The record is from RefSeq and is a predicted model, not a curated record. The transcript is spliced from 16 exons. Lineage: Eukaryota; Metazoa; Arthropoda; Insecta; Lepidoptera; Lycaenidae.